Pundamilia nyererei is the source of this 5555-nucleotide messenger RNA. It is a transcript of the gene eif2ak4, whose product is annotated as eukaryotic translation initiation factor 2 alpha kinase 4. Gene Ontology annotation, biological process: regulation of translational initiation by eIF2 alpha phosphorylation; DNA damage checkpoint signaling. The record is from RefSeq and is a predicted model, not a curated record. Lineage: Eukaryota; Metazoa; Chordata; Actinopteri; Cichliformes; Cichlidae. Gene Ontology annotation, cellular component: cytoplasm; nucleus. The transcript has 39 exons. Gene Ontology annotation, molecular function: ATP binding; eukaryotic translation initiation factor 2alpha kinase activity; protein binding. The coding region runs from base 275 to 5173 and encodes 1632 amino acids.
UUCACAUGCGACGCGCAACCUACAACAGGCAUGCGCCAGAUACAACGUUGUUGUGGUCGUCCGUCGACUGCGUGGUAAGUUGGCGUUCACUAUGUGACGGUACUUCAUGUCAGGCAAGCUGAGUAUCUGCGGAGUUUCGAGCUUACAGAGUCGGGGGAGCCGAGUGCGGUGAGUCCGGGGCUGGAGCUGCGCGCUGAGCGGAUCCGCUUCCUCCUUCUGUUUGACGGCUGUGGGCGUGCGGACGGGGAGACUGCCAUGUAGCUGAGGCAGAAGAAUGAGCAGUCAGCGCACUUCAGCGGACGGGACAGACGACUGCGCGGUUCGGCAGGAAAAUGAACUAGAAGCCCUCGCGUCUAUUUUUGAAGAUGAUUUCAAGGAUCUGCGGAGCAACGACCCCUGGAAGGUUAAAAGGCCACCAGAGGUGUACCUCUGUCUGCGGCCCAAUGGGCUGAACACCGGACAGGAGUGUUACGUGACCGUGGACCUGCAUGUCAAAUGUCCUCCCACGUAUCCGGACGUGCCUCCAGAACUGGAGCUGAAGAAUGCCAAAGGCCUUUCGAACGACAACCUCAAAAGUCUCCAAGCUGAACUCAACAAGCUGGCGACGGAACAAUGCGGAGAGGUGAUGAUUUACCAGCUAGCGGAUCACAUUCAGGGUUUCCUGAGCGAACACAACAAGCCUCCGUCGCGCUCCUUCCACGAGGAGAUGCUGAAGAACCAGCGGAGGCAGCAGGAGAAACUAGCGCUGGAGGAGCAGCAGAGAAUGGACCAACGACGCAAGCAGGAGGAGGAGAUGGUUAGGACAGGAGGAAGAAACGAAAAAGAAAUCAUGGCUGAAAUCCAAAGGAGAGAAGAGGAAAAGCGAGAGGAAAAGAGAAGAAAGGAAAUGGCUAAACAGGAGCGACUCGGGAGCAUGGAGCAUUCGAUGUCUGUGAUGGGGAAGAGUCCACCCAGCCCAGGAGGCGCAGCUCCCGAACUGUUUGAAGCCAAGAAAGCAGCUGGCAAUCGCCGUCGGACUACCUCAAAUUCCCGCCACAGACGGGACACGGUUAAUGAGGACAACAGUCGCCCGCAGGAGGUUCUUCACUUCAGCAGCAAUGUUUUUGGAGAGCUUGCUGUGCACCAAGGGAAAAGCUUAGGUGUAAGUGAACGGUUCGGUCGCAACAUUUAUUGCGGGUUUGAGGUGAACUCUGGCGAUUUUGCUGUGAUCUAUGAGUGGUCGUUGCAGUGGAACAAAAAGAUGAGCAAGUUCUUCACCACCCAGGAGAGAGGAAGGAUUGAAAACUGUAAAAAACAGAUCCAUGCAGCAGAAAAUGAGUUUAACUCCCUGCUGCGGCUGGAGCACCCAAACUUGGUGCAAUACUUGGGGCUGAGCGUGGUCGAGAAGGAGGAAUGCAUCGUGGUUUACAUGCUGGUGGAGCACGUGGCCGGGAACAGCUUGAACCAAAGCCUGGCCGCCCACGGCCCGGUCCCUCUGGAUAAGCUCUGCCACUACACGGCCCAGCUGCUGACCGCUCUCGACUAUCUGCACUCCAACUCCGUGGUCCACAAACAGAUGGGGCCCUCCAGCGUGCUGGUGGACUCCGAGGGGAACAUUCGAGUGACCGAUUACAGUUUAUCAAAGAGGUUUGCUGACAUCUGCAAAGAAGACAUUUUCGAACAAGCUCGCGUGCGUUUCUCCGAGGAAACGGCGAUGCCAACGAGAACGGGCAAGAAAGGCGACGUGUGGAACCUGGGACUGAUGCUGCUGGCUCUGAGUCAAGGCAAGGAAGUGAAGGAGUAUCCGGUGACGGUGCCGAGUAGCCUGCCUGCUGAUUUUCAGGAUUUCCUUCAGAAGUAUCUGACAGAUCUAGCUGUGGACUUUGCGUCAUCAGUCAUCCCCCGGAGUCACAUCCUCAAUGCUCCUUUCAGUUCGGUCUUGCAGCACAGGCAGAUUUCUCGGUUUGUCUCCGAGUUUGAGGAGCUGCAGCUUCUGGGAAAAGGAGCUUUCGGUGCUGUAAUUAAAGUUCAGAACAAACUAGACGGUUGUUACUACGCGGUGAAACGCAUCCAGGUGAACCCAGCCAGUAAGCAGUUCCGACGGAUCAAAGGCGAGGUGACGCUGCUGUCGCGGCUGAACCACGAGAAUAUCGUCCGUUAUUACAACGCGUGGAUCGAGAGGCACGAAUUGCCCGCCACAGGCGUGCUGAGCAACACCGACAGCUCCGAGCCGCUGAGCUCAGCCGACAAGGCGCCACAGCGCAAAAAUGCACCGGAGCGCCUCAACGAGCUCGGCCUGCCUGACGACGUGGAGGACAUCGCUCCGCCUCCCGCCCUGUCCAGCUCAGUCGAGUGGUCCACCUCCAUUGAGAGGUCCUCCAGCGCAAGGUGCAGCGGACGCCAGUCCAGUGAUGAUGAGGAUGAUGAUGAUGACGACGAUGAUGAAGAAGAUGUCUUUGGUGCCUCUUUUUUGCCAUCAAACAAUGACUCAAGGAGUGACAUCAUUUUUGAUAAUGGAGAUGAAAGCAUGGACGAGAUGUCAAAGGUAGAGCCAAGCAAAAGGCCGGCGUCCGACACAACGGAGAGCACAGAGUCAGAUCGACACCUCAUUACGGCACAUUACCUGUACAUACAAAUGGAAUACUGUGAAAAGAGCACUUUACGAGACACAAUAGAUCAAGGCCUGCAUCAGGAUCAGAAUCGGUUAUGGAGGCUUUUCAGGGAGAUACUGGACGGCCUUGCUUACAUCCACGAGCAGGGCAUGAUUCACAGGGACCUGAAGCCUGUCAACAUCUUCCUCGACUCACAGGACCACGUGAAAAUUGGCGACUUCGGCCUGGCUACAGAUCAUCCCGCUAACGUGGCUGCUGGGAAAUUUGAGGUGGAGGAGAGCGGCUCUGCGGUGAUGGCCAAACCGGACCCAACAGGUAACAUGACAGGGAUGGUCGGUACUGCCCUGUAUGUCAGUCCGGAGGUUCAGGGAAAUACAAAAGCCACAUACAACCAAAAGGUUGACCUGUUUAGCUUGGGCAUAAUCCUCUUUGAGAUGUCCUACCGGCCGAUGACCACGGGGGCCGAGCGCAUCGCUGUCCUGAGUCAGCUGCGUGGGGAACCCAUCAUCUUCCCAGAGGACUUUACUUUACGUGAGCAAGGAACACAGAAGAGGGUGAUCGAGUGGCUGCUGAAGCACGACCCGGCUCUUCGGCCGACUGCCCUGGAGCUGCUAAAGAGCGAACUUCUGCCUCCUCCCCAGAUGGAGGAGUCGGAGUUGCACGAAGUGCUGCAGCAUACCAUGGCCAAUAUCAACGGCAAAUCCUACCGCACCAUGGUGGCCCAGCUGUUCGCCCAGAACACCUCACCAGUCAUGGAUUACGCUUAUGAUAUAGACCUCUACAAGGGCAGCUUCAGCUUCAACAAUGCCAAAUUGCAGCAGCAUGUGUACGAAAGCAUCACCAGGAUCUUCAAGAAGCACGGUGCCGUGCGUGUCCAGACCCCGCUGUUCCUCCCCAGGAACAGGAAGUUGUACGAUGGCAUUGAGCUGGCCUGCUUCAUGGACCAUAGUGGAAUGCUGGUUACGCUGCCCUAUGACCUUCGCAUCGCGUUUGCAAGAUUCGUCGCUCGCAACAAUGUAACACAUCUGAAACGGUACAGCAUUGAACGAGUGUUCCGGCCCAAGAAGCUGGACCGCGCACACCCGAGGGAGCUCCUGGAGUGCGCCUUUGACAUCAUCACUCCUGUUAGCAACAGCCUGCUCCCUGAGGCCGAGAUCAUUUACACCAUCUCUGAAAUAAUCCAGGAGUUCCCCGUGCUGCAGGAAAGGAACUACAACAUCUACCUAAACCACACCAGCUUGUUUAAGGCCGUCCUGCUGCACAGCGGCGUCCCGGAGGACAAACUGAGCCAGGCCUCUAACAUACUGUGUGACCUUAUGAGUGAGAAACUCAGCAAACGUGAAGCGGAGGCAAAGUUCUGCAACUUUUCAUUGUCAGCCAACUGUUUGCAGACUCUGUACAAGUACAUAGAACAGAAGGGGAAUCUGCAGGACCUGGUGCCGCUGCUGUCAUCACUCACCAAGCAAAAAACUGCCGUUACCCAGCUGGCCAAGCAGGGUCUCAAGGACCUGGAGGAGCUCACUGUGCUUCUGCCCAAACUUGGAGUUAAACUGAUGGUGGUGAUCAACUUAGGCUUAGUGUACAAAGUGCAGCACCACUCAGGAGUCAUCUUCCAGUUUGUGGCUUUCAUCAGGAAGCGCAGACGAACCGUAGCAGAUAUUCUGGCAGCCGGAGGACGCUACGACCACUUGAUCCUGGAGUUUCGUGGACCGGUUUCCACAGGACCCGUCCCCAGCGCAGUGGGGGCCAGUGUCGCCGUGGACAAAGUCUGCGCUGCUAUAGUCAGCAUGGAGGAGCCACCAACAGUGAGCUCCUGUGAUGUGCUGGUGGUCCCUGUGGGCCAUUCUUCGAUGUCCAAAGCCAUCAGGGUUGUUCAGAAAUUGUGGAGCACCGGCAUCGCUGCAGACAUCAACUACGAUGUUUCACAGUCUCAGGACACACUGCUGGAACACUGCAAGCUAGGCGGCAUCACAUGCAUGGUUCUCGUCUCUGACAAAGAGGGAUCCUAUGUGAAGGUAAAAUGCUUUGAGAAAGACAGACAGUUGGAGAAACGGAUUCUUGAGUCUGACUUGGUGGAUCACGUCAUUCAGAAAUGUCGGUACAAAUUCCUCGAUGAGAGAAACAUCAGCAGAGAAAUCUGUGAAAGCACGACUCUACAGAACCCCAAAGGAUCACUGCUCACCAGCACAGGGUCUUCAGAGCAGCAUGGAAGCAGCACCUCCAUAAACAUGAAUGUGAGCCUCAUCAGCCCGGAGAAAGUUUCUGCCAGCGCCAGACGACGCUACGAGACUCAGAUCCAAACCAGAUUACAGAACCUGGGUAGCAAUUUGCAGAACAAGAGCAAUGACAUUGAGGUUCUUGCUGUGGACCUUCAGAAGGAAACGCUGAUCAACUUCCUGUCUCUGGAGUUUGAUAGCGAAGAGCAGUUCAACAACAGCGUGAAGACGUUGCUGUCUCGUCUGCCCAAGCAGCGCUACCUGAAGGCCAUCUGUGAUGAGAUCCACCACUUCAAGAUUACAAAAAGGGUGGCUAUGGUGAUCUUGUACAGCUAUAAAUACGACUACUACAAGAUUCUUCUGUGAAAGCCAAGGGAUUGCCUGGGAGAUAUUCCACUUUGCUUCAGGCAGCAGACUCCCAGAGACAGUUUUUAUCCUUGGACCAACAAAAUCUGCUGAGAACACUGACGCUUUCCAUUUGGAAGGUGUGAGUCCCAAAGAUACAAAUGAACUUCUUCACUGUGGUGAAUGGUAAACCAGCUAUCUGAUCCGAUCUCUCCCAACGUUCCCAAAACCCUUCAGUGUUUCGUGGUCCUCAACAAAGGUUGACAAGAGGUUCACUGGACUUUAUUGCCUUAAUAGAAGUAUAGAAUUUAAGAGGAGGGCUUUUUACUGAAUGUGUCAUGAGUACAGAUACAUUUCUUCUUAGGUACAGGAUGCAAAGUGUGAAUAAAUAUUUUUCCCCACA